Vigna angularis (adzuki bean) is the source of this 2554-nucleotide messenger RNA. Its product is annotated as potassium transporter 5. Gene Ontology annotation, cellular component: membrane. The coding region runs from base 59 to 2473 and encodes 804 amino acids. The transcript is spliced from 9 exons. The record is from RefSeq and is a predicted model, not a curated record. Gene Ontology annotation, molecular function: potassium ion transmembrane transporter activity. Lineage: Eukaryota; Viridiplantae; Streptophyta; Magnoliopsida; Fabales; Fabaceae. Gene Ontology annotation, biological process: potassium ion transmembrane transport.
GAAUAUCUCUAACUCCAACAGAGAAGAAGAAAAAAAAAUAAGUGCGUGGAGAGUGAAGAUGUCUGGAGCAGAAGGAGAAGAUGGAAGAAAGAGCACGGAGGAAACUGGUGUAACAGCAGAGGCAGAGAAGAACCUUAAGCUGAAAGAGCGAAAGGUAUCAUGGGCAAAACUAAGACGCAUAGAUUCUCUGAAUUUAGAAGCUGGAAGAGUUUCCAUGGUUGCACACAAUCCUCACAAGAUGGGAUGGAGAAUUACUCUCAGCUUAGCAUUUCAAAGCAUAGGAGUUGUGUAUGGUGAUAUUGGGACAUCACCCCUUUAUGUAUAUGCCAGUACCUUCACCGAUGGAAUCAAGCAUAAUGAUGAUAUUUUGGGUGUUUUGUCUCUUAUCAUCUACACCAUCCUUCUCAUACCUAUGAUCAAAUAUGUCUUCAUCGUACUGUGGGCUAAUGACAAUGGCAACGGUGGGGCCUUUGCACUGUAUUCAUUAAUAUGUAGGCACAUAAAAAUGAGUUUGAUUCCAAAUGAACAACCAGAGGAUAGGGAGCUUUCUAAUUACAAACUAGAAACCCCAUCGACUCAGAUGAAACGGGCUCACAAACUAAAACAGAAACUCGAGGGCAGUAAUGUUGCACGAGUUGUGCUUGUGCUUCUUGCAAUAAUGGGAACUUCCAUGGUUAUAGGAGACGGCAUUCUUACUCCAUCAAUAUCAGUACUUUCAGCUGUAAGUGGGAUCAGUAAAUCAUUAGGUCAAGAUGCUGUUGUGGGAAUCACAAUAGCAAUUUUGAUAGUCCUAUUCUCUGUUCAACGUUUUGGUACUGAUAAAGUGGGAUUCUCAUUUGCUCCAAUUAUUUUGGUGUGGUUUUUGUUCAUCGCUGGAAUUGGUUUUUACAACUUAUUCAAAUAUGACAUUGGAGUAUUACGUGCCUUUUAUCCAAAAUAUAUAUAUGAUUACUUCAAACGUAAUGGAAAGAAUGGAUGGUUAUCACUUGGUGGAGUUUUUUUAUGCAUAACAGGAUCUGAGGCUAUGUUUGCUGACUUGGGUCACUUUAAUGUACGAGCCAUUCAAAUAAGCUUUUCUUUCAUUACAUGUCCAUCAAUCGUGAUUGCAUACAUUGGGCAAGCAGCAUAUUUGAGGAAGUUUCCUGACAAUGUAGCUAAUACUUUCUAUGAUUGCAUUCCAGGUCCCUUAUAUUGGCCAACUUUUGUUGUGGCUGUUGCUGCUGCCAUUAUAGCUAGCCAAGCAAUGAUUACGGGAGCAUUCUCCAUUAUAUCCCAAGCCCUAAGUCUAGGUUGUUUUCCAAGAGUUAGGGUGGUGCACACUUCCAUCAAACAUCAUGGUCAGGUGUAUAUUCCAGAAAUAAACUACAUGUUCAUGAUCGCAUGUAUCGUGGUGUGUGCUGCCUUCAAGACCACAGAAAAGAUUAGUCAUGCAUAUGGGAUUGCGGUUAUUGGUGACAUGAUGAUUUCAACAACUCUGGUUUCGCUAAUAAUGCUUGUUUUAUGGAAAAAGAGUCUAUGGCGUGUGACAUUGUUCUUCUUUGGAUUCGGUUUCAUUGAAUUAGUUUAUUUAACAUCUCAACUGACCAAGUUUACAGGAGGAGGGUAUUUUCCAAUUGUAUCAGCUAUGUUCUUGACGUCGAUUAUGGGAAUUUGGCACUAUGUGCACAAAGAAAGAUACAUGUUUGAGUUAAAAAAUAAGGUAUCAAGUGCAUAUCUGAAUGAAGUGGCGAACAAUCCAGAUGUAAGGCGAGUACCAGGAAUUGGACUUUUGUAUUCUGAGUUGGUGCAAGGCAUUCCUCCUAUAUUCCCACACCUUAUAGCUAACAUUCCAUCUGUCCACUCAAUUCUUGUGUUUGUGUCUAUUAAAGCAAUUCCCGUGAGUAGUGUUGCAUCGGAGGAGAGGUUCUUGUUUCGACAGGUGGAGCCAAGAGAGUACAGAGUUUUUCGUUGUGUUGUGAGGCAUGGUUACAAUGAUGUUCUUGAAGAUCCUGCAAAGUUUGAGUCAGAAUUGAUACAAAAUCUAAAGGCGUUCAUUCAGGAGGAGAACUACCAUAUGGUGGAAGUGGAGGGAAUUGGAAAUGCAAUCGAACAAACAACGGUGGUUGAAAGCAGUGAUAAGAGGGAAGCACAUCGUUCCUCUAGUAGAAUAAUCCCCAAUCAACCAGCAUCAGCCUCAUCUGAUUCCAUUCGAUCAUUGGGGGGGAGUGACACCAAGUCAUAUGCUAACUUCCUUGCCCCACCCAUCCAUGGAGCUGAAGAGGAACUCAAAUUCAUAGAAAAAGCAUCAGAGAAAGGCGUGGUGUACAUGCUGGCAGAAGCAGAGGUUGUGGCUCACCCAAACUCCUCCAUCAUCAAUAAGAUCAUUGUGAAUUAUGUGUACAGUUUCUUCAGAAAGAACUUUAGACAAGGUCAGAGUUCCAUGGCAAUCCCACGGAAUAGACUUCUCAAGAUUGGAAUGACAUACGAAAUAUGACAUAUCUCUUCCACCCAUCCCUAAGCACAAUAAAUAUAAACUUCUCUUUAAUUUUGAUGUUACUAAAGCAUGUUACUUUAA